This is a messenger RNA of Clarias gariepinus (North African catfish), 4022 nucleotides long. RefSeq names its product ankyrin repeat and sterile alpha motif domain containing 3 (gene anks3). Lineage: Eukaryota; Metazoa; Chordata; Actinopteri; Siluriformes; Clariidae. The transcript has 16 exons. Gene Ontology annotation, cellular component: cilium. Gene Ontology annotation, molecular function: protein binding. Bases 1533 to 3368 code for a protein of 611 amino acids. The record is from RefSeq and is a predicted model, not a curated record.
GCACAGCCAUCUGAAGUGUCGCGCGUGCUGUUUAGCGUUGCCUGUCAAUGUGGCAUGAGGGCUAUAAAAUGAUCAAUUUCGUUUAUUAGUCUUUUUUAAAUCUCAGAAAAUGUUAAAUGUAAAAGACUACAUGUAAACGAAAAAAUUGUCCUGCAACACUUUGUUUGAAAAUUACAGGCACUACAGGAAAACUCCUCAAUAAAACAAGUAGUCGUCCCCUACUUAUAAAUGAGUCCCGUUUCUGGGAGCACGUUCGUAAGUCGAAUACGUUUGUGAGUCUGACAAAGUGAGUCUUACACCCCUGUCUCACCUACGCGGAAUCAGCACGGUUUUGCACAGUGGCUGUAAGAAUGGUUUAUUGCGAUUCACCGCAAGUUUGUGCAGUUUUGGCGUAGUGAUUACGUUUCCCACCUUUCUGUGUGAAAAAUUAAACGUUUAAUUUUUUUGGUGGUCCUCAUGGACACUUGCAGACUCUGUGGAACCCCGUUUAAAGGGAGCCCAGGAAGACAACACUACAUUGCACAAAAGAAGAGCAGCGUGCAGUGAUUCAUGAUUUGUGCAAAUGGGUACAUUUUCAUCUGUCAGACGCUCUUAUCCAGAGCGACUUAAAAAAAAGUGCUUUGAAGUUUCCGUCACUGGAUAGAUACUUACACUGGGUUACUAAGUUACUGACUAAGUGCCAUCAGUCAAACAUAGUUGGAAAUGUUUUUUUUUUUUUUUUUUUUGGAAAUGGGUGAGUGGGAUUAGUCCAAGUAUUGAAGAAACAACACAAAGAGCAUUAGCAGAAGUGUUCAGAUAUCUGUAAAAGAAAUUUGGAGCAAUACUCAAAGGAAGGUGAAAGUUUUUAAAAAAAGAAUUAUUACAUUCUCAACUGCAGACCAAGAAAAAGUUUAAAUCCACCCGUGCUUACAGUUUCCUGGGAUUCUCAAGGGUCAGUAUUGAAAUAUUAUUAGGAAAAAGGUUCAACAAUCAACAGUGCUCAUUAUGAUAAGAUGCUUAUUGAAGAGCUGAAGGACUGCGCUGUGAUAUCACGUGACGACGCAGAUCCACACACUUCUGCCCACGCUGUCGACUUCGUUUUGAGGUGUUAAAGCUUCCUACUUAUAAUCGCUUCAUCAGACUUUUACCUGGACUUGGUUCCCUGAAAGCAGCUUAAUCAUUCUGCUGAUGAAGAAGUGAAGACAGCGGUGCAUUCGUGGCUCGCAGUUUAGAAUAAAAAAAUUUUAAAUGAGGGAAUACGAAUGCUUGUUGACAGAUGGCCAAAAUGUUUUGAAAAAUAUAAAAAAUUAUAUUUUUGUCUUUUGUAAUAGUUUAAAACAUUUAAAAUAAAUUCUACAGCAGGAGUGCUGAUACCUUUUGACUAAACCUCAUAUGUUGUUUAUGGUUUGGUUCUAGCCAUCGUGUAUUACAAGUUUUACGAAUGUGUGCCAGGAGGCACAGCGAUAUGACGUGUUUAAAACAGACAAAGGGUUUUUCAGUGGAGUCCACAUGCACUGUGUGGAGAAAUUGCGGUUGCUGUAGCCUAGUGGAGGAUGUCAGAACUUAGCGAUGAAGCGAGCGAGUCGGAUCAGCUGGGCUCGAGUCUGUCUGUGUGGCUGGCCGACAGUGGGAGUGGCCUGGAGGAGCUUGACGUGCCACUGGACCUCCAUACGGCUUGCUCUAUCGGCCAGUACGACGUGGUGGCGGAGUCCAUUCGCAGAGGUAAAGUAGACGUGAACGGAAGGAACCUCGGCGGCUGGACGCCCCUCAUGUACGCGUCGUAUAUCGGUCACGACAAUGUCGUUAACCUGCUUCUGGAAUCUGGGGUUUGCGUGAACGCUAGCACAACAAAGGGGCUAACCCCGCUGAUGCUAGCUGCGAGCUGCGGAAAUGAGAGCAUUGCUUACUUCCUCCUCCAGCAAGGGGCGGAGCUCGAGCGUAAAGACGGACGCGGUUGGACAGCCCUCCUGCACAGCACGAGCACCGGACACCAACAGAUGGUCAAGUUUCUCCUGGACAACAAUGCAAACGCCAACAUCAAAGAGCCCGUGUUUGGGUUCACCCCACUGAUGGAAGCUGCAGCAUCAGGCCAUGAGAUCAUUGUCCAGUACCUUCUUGACCAUGAUGCACGAGUGGAGGAGAGGAACUUCAAAGGCGAGACGGCGAGAGUUUUAGCCAUGAUGUACGGCCACACCAAGAUCGCCAGCCUAAUAGACAUGCACUGCCUGAGGGCAAAAACAGGCGUGUACGAGGAGCUGAGCUCAUCGGAGGAAGACAGCGCAGCGCCGAGAGCCAGGUCAAGCCGCAGCAGAACCAGAGGCCCGAGCAUACACGACGGCCCACAGGCCAUAGCUCGCUUUAGAGUCACCCCCAAACAUGAUCCACAGUUGGCUCCACCCGGGUACAUGACGUUCCGAGACGUGGGCGAACAAAACGAGGGCAUCUGCAACCGCGACGUCACGUCCCCCAUUAACGAACUGGAUGGCCAGAGCAACAGCAGUCGAGACGAGCUGUUCUUUGACAACGACAUGCCCACGAUACGGAGCAGCAGCAGCAGCAGCGAAGGUCUGCCCCGACUCCUCGGCCUCAGCAGGGAAGCGUCGCUCGAGAGCAACGAGGACUCGGACCAGGCAAAGAGAAGCUGCCCCCGACGACCCAACAAGCCCCAUCACUCCAAGGGCAAGAGUCGUCAUAGUAACAGUGACUCUGCUGGGAAUUUUGGGAUAGCUCCUACAUCCGGACCUACCCCUUCUUACACAGGUCCCAAGGACCUGGCGGAAUUCCUGGAGCAGAUAGGCUUUAGCAAGUAUCUCCCAUUGCUAGAGGAGCAGGAUAUCGACCUGAGAAUCUUCCUCACGCUGACCGAGAACGAUCUCAAAGAAGUGGGCAUCACGUUGUUUGGCCCCAAGAGAAAGAUGACAUCAGCGAUAGCCCGUUGGCAUAGCAACGCCCGGCCACCGAGUGACGCGUUAGAGCAGGCGUACGCUGACAAACUCGAGGCUGAGAUGCAGGAGAUGGCUAUUCAGCUGCAUAAGCGCUGUGUCGAGGUGGAGUCUCUACAGGGCCAGGUCUCCCAGGAGAAGGAGCUGCGCACCGUCAUGGAGGGCUGCCUGAUGGAGGAGAAGAUGGCAUGGAGGGGCGUGCAGGCGGAGCUACGUGAAAGCGUCAAGCAAAUCCAUGCCCUGAACAGCACGCUACACACGCUGCGGAACACACACACGCAACUCACACAGGCUAUGGGGAAAGAUGGCGCAAUGCACUCUGAGAUGCUCUCCAAGAUGGAGUCGUGUGAGGAGAAACUAGGUGACAGCCUAAAAUCACUCUGCCAGAGUCUACAGCAUCUCUGUGCUCCAGAGAAAAGCUCCAACAGCUGGCAGGGAGAAUCUUAGCACCUGCAUUUUCCCCCCACCCCAACAGUAACUGUAGAGUUUCACUGACGGAGGGUGAACACACCACCCUGAACACGCGAACACGCCGACCUGCCUGAGCUGACCGAGGAAUGGAGAGAAGAGAGGGACAAGAAAAAAAAAAGAGAGAAAUGCUGAAAAACGAUCAGUCAGGAAAGAGCCACGAGUUAAGCAGGGCAGUAAAUCGACAAGCAGGCGACUCACGUCUGCGCUCGACUGACCCGACGGUGUGUAACGCAGAAAUAAAGAUGAAGACAAUCAAGUCUGUACACACGGAGAGAAUGCAAAAAAGUGGAAAACAUUCCUCAUACGUGACAGAAGAGCAGACUCAAGCACACUGUACUACAAAUCAAACCUCGGAGAGCAAACAACGUGUAGGAGAUAGUUACCAGGGUGAGCGCCGCGGAGGCGCUGGACUACAUUACCCAUCAGUCACUUACAUGUCCUUUAUCACGUGCACCUGGUUUGCGUUUGUUCCUCAUUAGUCUGAGUAUUUAAAAGAUGGUUUGGUCUUUGUCUUGCAUCUGUUAUAUUCCCAAGUUCAUGUUUCUAAUUAAUGUUCUUAAUUAAUGGAGUUUUGCUUAAUUGGUAUUUCACCAAUGUUGUUGAUUAAAGAUGAGUUUGCAACUGCGUCCU